AUGGCAUCUGAUCAUAUUGAAGACGAUGAUGCAUUCCUUUAUGGAUCAGAAGAUGAAUCUGAACAACCAGUUACGAAAAAGCGGAAGGUUGUAGAAAAUGACGAUGAUGAUGAUGAUAUUUAUGGAGAGGCAGAUAAUUCAACUCCAGAAGCAAGUAAGAAAUCAAACAAUGAAAAGGGAGAUGCAGAAGAUGAAGAAGAUGAAGAAGAUGGCGAUGAAUAUGAAGAUGAUUCGGAAUCCGAUGAUGAUAUAGAGUUUGUGAUAGGAGAAAGUGCACCUAAAGCUUCAACUUCAGCACCAACAACAACAAUUACAACCACAACCGAAGGCAAUGAAGGUGAAUCUAAUGACACAGCUGCUGGAGAUUCCACAACUACUACAACCAUAGUUUCCAAAGAUCAAGGAUCAAGCAUAGAUAUAACAAAAAUUGCAGAGUUGGACGGGAAGCCCUUAACACAAGUGGAUCUUGAGUUAUUAGCAAAUAAGCCAUGGAGAUUCCCAGGGGCUGAUAUUUCUGAUUAUUUCAACUAUGGAUUUGAUGAAUUUACAUGGACUGCUUAUUGCUGUAAACAAGACAAAUUACGUGGAGAAUUUAAUCCAAAGAAACUUAUGGCUCAACUUCUUGGAGGAAAUGGUGGAGCACCACCUGGUAAGAACAUGCCACCGAUGGGAAUGAUGCCUGGUAUGCCACCAAUGCCACCAAUGGGUAUGAUGCCUGGUAUGCCACCAAUGCCUGGAAUGCCGCCAAAUAUGCCAAAUAUGCCCAAUAUGGCAGGUAUGCCACCAAAUAUGCCAAUGCCGCCCAACUUCAUGAAUAAUAGAGGAGGACCAGUACCGAAUGGGAGACCAGGACAGGGACAACCUCAGGGUGGCCCUUCAGGCUCUAGGGGUCAUUAG
[Candida] anglica is the source of this 897-nucleotide messenger RNA. Lineage: Eukaryota; Fungi; Ascomycota; Pichiomycetes; Serinales; Debaryomycetaceae. The record is from the annotation of a GenBank genome assembly.